This is a messenger RNA of Parnassius apollo (apollo), 255 nucleotides long. The record is from the annotation of a GenBank genome assembly. NCBI's taxonomy places the organism in Eukaryota, Metazoa, Arthropoda, Insecta, Lepidoptera, Papilionidae.
AUGGCUGGAUCUCAUAGUCCGUACGAUAUUGAAAGAAGUAUUCCUAUGACCACUGGUGCGUUUGAAAGCUGUAUGACUAUUCCUGCUUACAAUACUGCAACAUACGUGUCUGGUCUAUUCUAUUCUAAGACGCUGGCUAUUCUCGACAUCAACACACCUGCAGUCACCGAUACUGCUAAUAACAAAAAAUUGUUCCCGGAGAUAAUACGGCUGGAUCUGAGACGCACUAAGUUACUUGCGAAUUUUUUAUUAUAA